This is a messenger RNA of Schizophyllum commune H4-8, 4079 nucleotides long. Its product is annotated as MFS general substrate transporter. The coding region runs from base 330 to 4079 and encodes 1249 amino acids. Gene Ontology annotation, molecular function: transmembrane transporter activity. Gene Ontology annotation, cellular component: membrane. The transcript has 24 exons. The record is from RefSeq and is a predicted model, not a curated record. Gene Ontology annotation, biological process: transmembrane transport. NCBI's taxonomy places the organism in Eukaryota, Fungi, Basidiomycota, Agaricomycetes, Agaricales, Schizophyllaceae.
CUUCCCCACACUGACCUGCGUCCUUCAUCUUCUCAAGCUUUCGCCUGCUACUUCACCUUACGCCUGCCCGCAGCUGUAUGCUAUCGUCGUCUGCCUCUCCCCCGAUAUCGACCCGUCCGCGUGGCGUGCCCGUCGCCCGAUCACUGGAGCUCGGCGGCAUCAGGCCCCGCCUAUCGCGUCUUGUCUCCUACCCCCGUCGUCGUGCUUGAGAUAUCGUCCUGCGCUAGGUCGUCCUUGACCUUCUCCGCGUCGAGCCAGACACCUUGCGCGCCUCCCACGACACCUAGCACACCUUCGACCUCUUCCCCUUCCCGACACAUACGCCGUGGAUGUCGCCCGCCGCGCCUCCGCUCCUGAGCGGCCCGCGCCUUACGACGCUCUUUGCGUCUAUCCUCGUCUCGCUGGCCUCGGGAACGAACUAUGUCUUCUCCGCCUACGGCCCCCAGCUCGCGAAGCGGCUCUCCAUCUCGCACACCAAGCUUAACUUGAUCGGUAUCUCGGGCAACGUCGGCGUCUACGCCUCCGCCCCCCUCUGGGGCAAGCUCGUCGACGCCCGGGGCCCCAAGCCCGGCUUCGUCUGCGCCUUCGUGCUCCUCCUCGCUGGGUAUAUGGGCAUCAAGAUCCUCUACGACGCGGGCAUAGUCGCCGACGGCCCCGUCUUCUUCGCGCUCAUCCUCUGCGGCACCGCGACCGGCGCGGGCGGCAACGCGGGCAACUCGAGCGGCGUGAACGCGGUCGCGCGCAGCUUCCCCGACCGCGCGCGCGCGACGGCGACGGGGCUCGUCCUCUCGGGUUUCGGGCUCAGCGCGUUUUUGUUCUCGACGAUCUCGCAUGUGUUGUUUGCGGGGAUACCGGCGCCGGGGAAUACGUCGCAUUUUUUGACGCUGCUGGCGCUGGGGACGGCGCUGCCGCAGCUGGUGGGGCUGGCGUUUGUGAGGGCGGUGCCGCAUGAGGAGGAUGGGGGGCACGGUGGUUACGACGAGGAUGCGGUGCCGGCUGGUUAUGACGAGGUGCCGGCUGGUUAUGACGAGGUGCACGGCGGUUAUGACGAGGUGCCGGCUAGGGAUGGUGUGCCGGGGACUCGUGUGGGGGGCGAGGGCGAGGUGUUGUUUGACGCGAGUGCGGGAGGAGGACUGGGUGCACCGAGGUACUGCGCCACCAACACGAGUCGGACGCCGCUGCUGGCUGCUGAAGAAGGACGAGCAGCGCCCACUAUAGGACGAGCAGCGCCCACCAUCGCGCAGAAAUCUGGCGACCUCAUCCUGCACUCCGAGUCCGACGACGAGGAUGCGGAUGUUGGAUUUGCGCCCAAAUCCCAGCACGGCGUCCAGCCCUCCAUGACGCCCGCCAUCGCGUACAUACCGGACGCGGCGGAGGGCGUCGAGCUGAGCGCGUCGCCGAGGUCGAGGUCGUUCAGCCCAGCUCGCUUGGAAAGACGCCUCUCGGAGUCGGUGGACAGGAGGAUGUCGCCAGCGCUCGGGGGAAGGGGUGUGUCACCCUCCCUGGACCGCGGAUCGCUGGAAAGACGCCUCGCACCUGACCUCGAGCGCCGCAUCUCGCACGACGUCGAGGUCAACGCAUCCCGCGGAUCGUUGGAGUAUCGGCCGCGCCUCAAUGCCUCGAGAAGUCGUGGCGUCGACGCGGGAAGGAGCCUGUCCAGGAGCGCCCGGUUGUUGCACGAGGCGGAGCAUGCGCAUGUGCAUCGGGAUGGUGGGAGACGACCCGACCACUCCCCCGACGCGCUCGACGAGAGCGAGGAGGACGAGCAGGACGCGCUGCUCGCGCCCGAGGUGCUCAUCCACCCGAGCCACGCGCAUCAUCAUCAUGACCAUCCGCAUGCGCACGGCUACGAGCCCGCGAACGUCCACGGACGCGCGCUCUUUACCAGCCUUGACUUCUGGCUGCUGUUUGUGAUCGUAUCGACGUUAAGCGGCACCGGCCUCAUGUACAUCAACAAUGUCGGCUCGAUGGCGCAGGCGCUGUACGCGGGAAGUCUGGCGGAAGCGAGAGCUGAGGCCUCGCACUCCAGUAUCUCAAGUGAAGCCCUCCUGCAGCCUCCCGCCUACGACGACGCGGCCGCAGCGGCUCUGCAGGCGACGCAGGUGUCGAUUCUGAGCGUGAUGAACUGCGCGGGGCGCAUCGUCAUCGGGCUCGCUUCCGAUUUCGUCAAGACGCGCCUCGGCCGCGUGCGCUCCGUGCUGCUCGUUGGCGUCGCGUUGAGCCUGUUCGUGUCGCAGGUGCUGGCGGGCAACAUCGACGAUCCAUCGUCCCUUUGGAUGGCGACCGCGCUGCUCGGGUUCUCGUACGGGAGCCUUUUCGGCGUCAUGCCCGCAGUCAUCAUCGAGUGGUUCGGGAUGGUCCACUUCUCCGAGAACUGGGGCUUUAUCUCACUCGCGCCCAUGUUCGCCGGCAACCUCUUCUCGCUCGCGUUCGGGCGGAACUUGGAUCGCGAGGGCGAGAGGGGGGCGAGGGAAGCGCCCGCACCUGUGGCAGCGCCGGACUGCGUCGCCGGCCGCUCGUGCUAUGCGGCGACGCUGCAUUUGACUGCCUCUUGCUGCUUCUGCGCGCUGCUGCUGAGCGUGUACGCGGUGUGGCGGGAUGAGCGGAAGAGGGGGGCUUGGAGGAGGGUCACGCUCUCCGCCGCCAUCUUCGUAGCGCUGGCGUCGGGGACAAACUAUGUGUUCUCCGGUGUGGCGCGUGAGAGGCAGCGGUUCUAUGGUCCCCAACUCGCUCGGCGACUCGAAAUGUCGCAAACACAGCUCAAUCUGAUAGGCAUGUCGGGGAGCGUUGGCAUCUAUGCUUCAGCACCCAUCUGGGGCAGGCUCGUCGACAAGCAAGGGCCGAAGCGCGGCUUCGUCCGCGCGUUCGUGCUCCUGCUGAUCGGAUAUACGGGAAUCAAACUCCUCUACGACACAGCUGUCUGCGCCGACGCCCGUGUCAUAACAGCGCUCGUCCUUUGCGGUAUAGCGACCGGUGCAGGCGGCAACGCAGGCAGUACGAGCAGCACGAACGCUGUCGCAAAAAGCUUCCCAGACCGAGCGCGUGCUACCGCAACGAGCCUUGUUUCCGCGGGCUUUGGGCUCAGUGCAUUUCUGUUCUCCACAAUCUCCCGCACCGUGUUCGCCAAGAUCCCAUCUCCGGGGAAUACGUCGCACUUCUUGACCUUGCUGAUCCUGGGGACGGCGCUUCCGCAGCUAGUCGGCCUAUGGCUCGUCGCGCCGAUACCGCAUGGAGAAGAGUAUAGAUCCUCUCGCGUUGAGCAGGGGAGCGACGGCUCGGUGGAUGAGUCAAGGGAUACUUCGGACGAACGCGAAGCAGGCGAGCAGGAUGCGCUCCUGGCCCAGCCGGAGGUCAUACUACCGCAGCAUACAGACCAUCGGCAUACCCACCAUUCCGACGAGCAUACACACCCUGCAGUUCAUCAUCAAAAUCAAAGCUACGAGCGCGUAAACUCUCACAGGAUAGAGCUGUUUUCUAGCCUCGACUUUUGGCUGUUAUUCGUUAUCAUAUCGACGCUCAGUGGCACUGGCCUCAUGUAUAUCAACAAUGUCGGAUCGAUGGUGCGCGCGCUGUAUGCGGGAAGUCUGGGCCGGUCCGCUUUGGCCCCUCCAGAUUACGACGACUCGGUCGCUUCUGCAUUGCAGGCGACCCAGGUCUCUAUCCUGAGCGUAUCAAAUUGCGCGGGAAGAAUUUCGGCAGGUUUUGCGUCUGACUUUGUCAAAACACGCCUUGGUCGUGUACGUUCUACGCUCUUUGUCGUCAUCGCGCUUGGCUUCUUCGUAUCGCAAGUGCUGACAGCGAGCACCGAUAGCCCUGAGUCUCUCUGGAUGGCGACCGCCGUCCUGGGUUUUUCGUACGGAAGCCUCUUCGGCACCAUGCCAGCGAUGGUCAUUGACCGGUUCGGUCUAGAACACUUCUCAGAGAACUAUGGAUUUCUCCAACUCUCGCCCCUGGUCGGCGGCAACAUAUUUUCGUUCGCCUUCGGUCGCAAUCUCGAUCGCGAGGGGGAGAAGCAGGCGUCGCGACCGAGCUUGCUUCUGCGCACUUCUGCUCAGCGUUUACGCGACAUGGAGAGAUGA